AUGGAACGACGUUUUCAUAAUAAUGCUCAGCUCAAGCAAGAACACCAAAAAUUUAUGUUCGAUUAUAUCACGUUGGGCCACAUGGAGCCGGCUGGUAAUUUCGAUCCAAAACGUACGUAUUUUUUACCGCAUCACGCAGUGCUAAAGCCUAACAGCACAACAACUAAGCUGAGGGUUGUUUUUGAUGGGUCAUGUAGGACUACAAAUGGACUCUCGCUCAACGACCAGUUGCUCGUGGGACCCACAAUUCAGAGAGAUCUAUUUGACAUUAUUUUAAAUUUUCGCAAGUACAAGUUGGGAUUUACAGGGGAUAUAGAGAAGAUGUAUCGCCAGAUCUUGGUGGACCCUGACGACCAAUCACUGCAGCGUAUACUUUGGCGGAGGUCAAACGAUGAACCCAUAAAAGAAUAUAAUCUCAAGACUGUAACCUAUGGAACGUCAGCUGCGCCAUUCCUCGCAACUAGAACCUUGAAGCAAAUCGCCAAUGACAACGCCAAUGCGCAUCCGAAAGCAUCUGAAGCAAUUUCACAGUAUUUCUACGUAGACGAUUUUAUGGCAAGCGCUACCGACGAAGCUACUGCGAUUCAGCUUAAAGAAGAGAUUUGCGCCCUGUUGUUUGAUGCUGGGUUACAUCUGCGCAAGUGGUCUUCAAAUUCAGCAACCUUCUUGGAAAGUAUUCCAAGUGAGGAUCGAGAGGUUCAAUCUGAUACCUGUAUAGACUCUACAUGCACAGUAAAGACACUGGGACUCUUAUGGGAUACAUCGACCGAUAGUUUUAAAUACAGCGUUUGUUUGCCAUCAAACCAACAUACAACCAAGCGAAGUGUUUUAUCGGAUUUAGCUAGGGUAUUUGAUCCCAUCGGAUGGUUGUCGCCAGUGGUUAUAUCAAUGAAGAUAUUCAUGCAAAAACUGUGGUUGAGAGGAAUAGGAUGGGACGAGGCAUUACCGCACGACCUUUACACUCAAUGGGUUGAGUAUCGAGAAAGCAUCAACCGCAUAUUACAGUUACAUAUUCCCCGGUGGAUACGUUACUCCAAUGAGAAGCUCGUACAACUACAUGGAUUUGCAGACUCCUCGGAGCUGGCAUACGCAGCAACUAUAUACAUUAGAGUUCACCAUGAAAAUGGGCAAAUAUCAACAAAUUUAAUAGCUGCCAAGACGCGUGUGGCUCCAGUUAAACAAAUCACACUACCAAGGCUUGAGCUAUGUGGUUCACAUCUUAUGACGAAAUUAAUGACUAAAGUACAAAAUGCGCUGGAAUUGUCAAAGGCUGAAACCUUUGGAUGGACGGAUUCCACAAUAGUGUUGGCAUGGUUAAGGGAUCAUCCUCGCCGUUGGAAAACAUUCAUAGCGAAUCGAACUGCGGAAAUAUUAAAAGUUGUUCCGUCUGAGCGUUGGAGACACAUUCCUUCUCAGCACAAUCCUGCAGAUCUUGCCACAAGGGGAUUGUGUCCUCAAGAACUUCUAUCUAACGAGAUUUGGUGGCAUGGUCCAGGUGAACUAAAAGACAUUCCAGAGACGUGUCAUUUAGUGCCUCCUCUGGAAGAUGACAUAACACAGGAAGAACGGAAAAGCACGGUUGCACUUGCAAGCGUAACAACUGAGGUUUCGGUGAUAGAGCGCUACUCCUGUUAUACACGACUGCUGCGAAUCACAUCACUUCUUUUGCGAUUUGUCAACAACUGCAAAGCUAAGUGCAUUAAUAGCAAAGGUAAUAAUCAAUCCAUUACAACCAGUGAACUACGCACGGCGCAUGAUGUCCUGGUUAGAUCAGCACAAGCAGGAUCUUACACAUUCGAGUUACGAACUAUCGGUCAAGGUAGGCAGUUACCAUCUUCACAUAAGUUGGCACCACUUGCUCCAUUUAUUGACGAACAAGGAUUGCUCCGCGUAGGUGACAGAGUUACCAACGCGAAAAUCAAUUAUAAUCAGAAACAUCCAUUCAUAAUGGACAAAACUCACCCGUUAACUAAACUAAUUGUACGUGACUAUCACAUACGUUACUUGCAUGCCGGACAUAGGCAAUUACAUUAUCUCUUGGCUCUUAAGUACUGGAUUCCAGGAGUCACAUAUGUUAUCAAGCAGUGCAUCUUUAAAUGUACAGUAUGCAUGAGACACCGCGGCAUUUCCUACCAACAACAAAUGGGUGACAUACCAAAAUAUCGUUUGGAUCCAGGAUCACCUUUCCUCAACACGGGGAUCGAUUUUGCUGGGCCGAUACAGGUACGUUCUUGGAAGGGACGUGGCUCUAAACUGUAUAAAUGCUGGAUAGCACUUUUUAUUUGCUUGACCACCAAGGCAAUACAUAUUGAGCUGGUGACUGAAUUGUCUACAGCGGCUUUCAUUGCAUCACUACGAAGAUUCACUGCGCGGCGCGGAAAACCAUUACAUAUAUUCUCAGACAAUGGUACCAACUUUGUGGGUGCUAAUCAACAUUUGCGGGAACUAUACCAAUACAUAAAUGAUUCGACAACACAGGAAACCAUUUCAAGAGCGUCAGCUGAGCAAGAAAUUCAGUGGCAUUUCUCCCCACCUGCAGGACCCCACUUCGGCGGCAUAUGGGAAGCAGGCGUCAAGUCAGUCAAGUAUCACUUAAAACGAACAUUGGCUGAUGCGUCCGUUACAUAUGAGGAGUUGAACACUAUUCUCUGUCAAAUUGAAGGAUGUCUCAACUCACGCCCACUAUGUACCAAAUUUGAAGGCGAUAUCGAUCCCUUGACUCCAGCACAUUUCCUGAUUAUGCGCCCAAUGACUUCUCUGCCAGACAAAAACCUCCUCAACCUAAAGGAAAAUGCAGUAAAUCGUUGGCAAUACCUUCAGAAGCUGACACAGCAUUUUUGGAAAAGGUGGUCAAUCGAAUAUGUAACACAAUUGCAACAACGUCCCAAAUGGUCUCAACGUUUGAGGAAUCUAGAGAUCAACGAUGUGGUUAUCAUAAAGGACGACAACCUACCACCAACCCAAUGGUCCAUUGGAAAGAUCUCAAAAGUGCAUCCAGGAUCCGAUGGUUUAGUGCGAGUGGCGUCUGUAGACACUUUUAAGGGGACCCUAAAAAGACCCAUUGUCAAACUUUGCCCACUGUUCAUCGAUAUUUAA
Molecule: messenger RNA, 3096 nt
Organism: Rhagoletis pomonella (apple maggot)
Lineage: Eukaryota; Metazoa; Arthropoda; Insecta; Diptera; Tephritidae
Exons: 1
Coding region: 1-3096 (1031 amino acids)
Biological process (GO): DNA integration
Molecular function (GO): nucleic acid binding
Source: RefSeq, a predicted model, not a curated record